Messenger RNA from Trifolium pratense (red clover), 1477 nucleotides. RefSeq lists its product as uncharacterized. The transcript has 2 exons. NCBI's taxonomy places the organism in Eukaryota, Viridiplantae, Streptophyta, Magnoliopsida, Fabales, Fabaceae. The record is from RefSeq and is a predicted model, not a curated record. Bases 330 to 1112 code for a protein of 260 amino acids.
UUAUUUCGUUUUUGUUUAUCCCAUGCAUGUUGGAACAGUUGAAUGGGUGGAGUGGAGUAGUGUCGGGCGUUAUGGCGGGACCUAUUUCUAUGUCAACAAUCUCGUAAACACACAAUACUGUAUCAAUUCCGCCAACCACAUUCAACCACCUCUCUCUCUCUCUCUCUCUCUCUCUCUCUCUCUCUCUCUCUCUCUCUCUCUCUCUCUCUCUCUGAUCUGUUGCUGUUCCAUUUCAACACCACACUCUCUCUCACCACCAUUUCAACAAAGUCAACCUAAUUACCCAAACAAAACAAAUUCAUUCUAGAAUCUUCUUUUUUCUUCUUCUCAUGACUCAAUCCAUGUCUCACAAACCCUCCAUAGACUCAUGCGUAUUACAGCUUCGUACAUGGAGACCCUUUCAUCUCCAUCACCAAACAACAACACCACCACCACCACCAACUUUAGAUGGGUCCCACAACCUCAACAAACGCCCUUGUCUCUCCGACCGAACCACAACAUCCUUUUCCCUCGACCUCUCCAAACUAACAAUCGCCGACGAUGAUAAACAACCCAAUUACAAAACCGCAAAUUACCGUCUCAUCGCUCGAAAACGACGCCGUCGCGGUUCCAGAUCUGUUUCCGGCCGAAGUAGCGAUCGUAGCGCCAAUCGACGUUGUUGUUCAGUUGGGGCUUCUGCUGCUUAUGGGACUUGCUCUGAUUUUCCGGUGGCUAUGGGGACUGAUUCAAGUGGGGAACUUUUUGGGAAUGGGGAUGCUAAUUGGAGUUCUGAUGUUGGUGAAGCUAAGAAUUCUAGGGAUGGUGGGAGUGGUGAAAAGGAGAAGGAGAAUGUGGGUAUUGGGUUUGGGGUUAAUGGGUGUUCUGAAGGGAAUGGAAAUGAAUCUGGGUAUGGGAGUGAACCGGGUUAUCGCGGCGAUGCUGAGUUUGGGUAUGGUGAUGAGUUUGAUGAGGAAGAGGAUGAUCAUAGAGUGUUGUUUUGGGGUAACCAACUUGGAGGAGCUGUAGAUUCUAAAAUGGAGAUGGUUGGGGAGAACACCUUGCUAGAUCAAAAAUCUCAUCAUAGAUGCCGUCGUAGAAAGAAUGAUUGUAGAAUGAUUGAUGCUCUUAGGUGAUGAUUGCACAAAAUUCUGUCUUUCCUUCAAAAGGAGGCUGGGAGUGGGACUGGCUUCUUUUGUGCAUGAACCCCUGACUGACUAUGCGGCUUUUAGAGUAUCACCUCAUCCGGACUCAUUCGCCGAAUCAAUAUCCUGAGUAUUUUAGAUACCAUAUGAUAUAGUUUUGGGAUCAUUCAUGUUCUUAAACAUCUGAUCCAACUAUUGAAUUGAUGUGCUUAUUAUAAGGACGUGCGAGGAGAGGAACAAGGAAUGACGACUGAAAAUGUCGAGCUUUGUUUUGUUGUAUGAGAUGUGUUACAUGUGUACCAUUUUUAAUCUCAGCCAUACAAAUUCUCAAAUUUGAAAAAUGAAAAUCAAAGUAU